CCACGUGCCUUGAUAUAUAUUUCAGAGAUGAUCCUAAUUCCGACAUAAUUUUGUUAACUGUUUCCAGUGACAAUGACAGCACUGUUAAACAGUGGCAUAUAAAGCCCGCUAUCGAAUCUUCAGGAGAAUUAAAGUUAUUACCAAUUUUUGACGUUUAUUGGAACACAGUUAGUUCGUUGCCUCGCGUUGCUGCUGCCACUAAUGACAAACGCGUUCAUCUUUUUAAUGGUCAAAAUUUGAUAAUGGAAACAACAAAAUUUAUCAGUUCCAUAACUAAAAUCUGCUUUUCCCUUUGCGGUAAUAAAAUAACCAUCGGUCUCCAAAACGGAGAAGUUAUCGAAUUGGACAUAAAAACAAAAAAGUAUAAAACAGUUAUGUUGCUGCAUGAAUCAGUUUCUUUUUUGAAAUAUUUCGAAGAGUCGGACGUAAGAAUGGUUCCAUCCUGCACGAAUAACAAAGAUUGUCCCGGUCCCAAUAGCGGUACUUUAGUCGCCGCAGCCCAAAAUGGAUGGUUCAGUGUUUAUAGGAACAACAAAGUCAUGUGCUUGGUGCAACCACCGUCUCCUAGUGACUUGAAGCAGGUGCCAAUAUUCCCUAUAGUGUCUUGCUUUUACAUAAAAAAGGCAGGAAAGUUGCUCUCGAUUGCUAAAAAUCGAACAAUUAAAACAUGGAAUUUACAAGAUGCUUCUUAUGUUGUCCUAAUUGGAGAAAAAACAUUGCGGGAUAACGAAAAACAGCACAAUGUUGUCAAUGUCUCUUUGUCAGAUGAUGAAUCUCUCUUAGCUAUCACCAUGUCGGAUAAUACGUUUGAUAUUUAUACCUUAAAUGUUCAAAAUUGCUCCUAUGUAACGUCUGAAUAUAAACAAGGUGGUUGUAUGGAAUCGACACUAACUUGUUGUUGUUUCUCGCACGAUGGGUCUUUCCUUGCACUUGGACACCUCAGCGGCUCAAUUACCAUUUGGAGCGUGGAAUUAAAAGAAGUAUUAUACAGUUUAGAUGCACAUAAAAGGGAAAUAUAUUACUUACAAUUUUCGCCUUCUCCAAUGUUUAUUCUCGUAAGUGUAGCCGAUCAAAUAAUAUGGUGGAAUUUGAUGAAUGUUCCAAAAGAAAUGUAUCGGGGAUCUCAUAUACAAAUUGGAGAUGAAAAACUAAAGAGUCGCUGAUAUUCGAUAUCUAGGAAGUCAUAUAUGUCAGGAUGGCAAAAAUGGUGCAGACAUAAUGCAAAGAAUAGUGUGGAGUUGAGUCACUUAUAGUAAAAGAAAUUCAAUCCGUGCUCGCGAACGGUUAGUGAAAAUUCCAAAAAGAUUGUUCAAAGAAUAUGUUUGGGAUGCAACUCUGUCAAAAGUUAGAAUCCUUUAAGACAUGACG
Agrilus planipennis (emerald ash borer) is the source of this 1368-nucleotide messenger RNA. RefSeq lists its product as uncharacterized. Gene Ontology annotation, molecular function: protein binding. Lineage: Eukaryota; Metazoa; Arthropoda; Insecta; Coleoptera; Buprestidae. The record is from RefSeq and is a predicted model, not a curated record. The transcript is spliced from 3 exons. The coding region runs from base 243 to 1163 and encodes 306 amino acids.